CUGUCCACUUGCCCUGCAGUCAACAUGGGGACUUCGUGGGCACUGGUUGCCUGCCUGGUCCUGUGCGUUGGCAGCGCCGUCAGUUUGCCGUCGCUGGGAACGGUCGGCGACGAAGACGAGGCAAAUUACAUUCUGCCGGAGGGGUUCCUCCUGGGCGGCGGCACGAGCGCGGUCCAAACCGAGGGCGCGUGGGACGAAGAUGGCAAGGGCGUUAACGUGUUCGACGCGUACUAUCACAGCCACAACAAGUCAACCGACCAAACAGGAGACAUUGCAGCCGAUUCGUAUCACCGCUACAAGGAAGAUAUCGGAAUUGCUGCUGAUAUUGGACUGAACGCUCUACGUUUCUCCAUUUCCUGGGCGAGGAUAUUUAAGACUGGCCGUAAGGACUCCAUCAACCCGGCAGGCGUGCAGCACUACCAUGACGUCAUUGAUGAAAUGCGUCGAAAGAAUAUCGAACCAGUGGUGACCAUCUACCAUUUUGAUCACCCUCAAGCUCUGCAUGAGGAGUUCGACGGGUGGCUUGGCGAACAAAUGCCCGCCGUCUUCGCUGAGUUCGCAGACUUUCUGUUCGCAGAGUACGGAAGCAAGGUACGUGGCUCCAUGUACGAUGUCGGAAACAGGUGUUAAGUUGAAGCCUCGCGA
Messenger RNA from Thrips palmi, 645 nucleotides. Its product is annotated as cyanidin 3-O-glucoside 7-O-glucosyltransferase (acyl-glucose)-like. The coding region runs from base 25 to 630 and encodes 201 amino acids. Gene Ontology annotation, cellular component: cytosol. The record is from RefSeq and is a predicted model, not a curated record. NCBI's taxonomy places the organism in Eukaryota, Metazoa, Arthropoda, Insecta, Thysanoptera, Thripidae. Gene Ontology annotation, biological process: carbohydrate catabolic process. The transcript is spliced from 4 exons. Gene Ontology annotation, molecular function: beta-glucosidase activity.